GGUGGACGUUUCACACGCUGAACUCACCUUCAGCUCCCACAGAUCUCCAUCUUGACCAUUCCAUUGCAUUCUUGUUUUGUAUCCUUAUCCUUCACUCUAGACAUUAUAUCUCAAGCCAUCAUGAUGAAUUCACGCUGGACUUACUUCGUGAUUGCAUGCUUUGGGAGUCUGGCAUCUGCAAUGUACUUUGAUUUGGUGCAACAGAAGGAAAAGUGCAUCAUUGAGGAGAUUCCAGAGGACACUCUUGUCACAGGUUAUUUCUUUUUAGAGCACUGGGAUGGAAAAAAGCAAGACAACUCUCCACACCUUGGCUUAACUGUCACUGUCAAAGACCCUAACCAUGAGGUACUGCUGAUGAAACGUUUUGGUAGAUAUGGAAAGUUUACUUUCACAUCUCAUGCAUCUGGUCAGCAUUUCAUCUGUGCGAAGUCAAACUCUACCAGAUUCUCUGUGUUUGCAGGUGAACGGCUGAAGGUGCACAUGGAUGUCCAGAUGGGAGAGCAUGUGAUUGAUCCCAGCGCUGAAAAGGCAAAAGACACAGUCAAGACAAUGGAGUACAAAAUAAGGCACCUCAUUGACCAGAUCCGAUACAUUAGCAAGCAGCAAGACUUCCAGAGGGACCGUGAGGAAACCUUUCGUCAGAUGAGUGAAGAAACAAAUGGAAACGUUUUGUGGUGGGCAAUUAUCCAGACCUUGAUACUGCUCACCGUCGGAGUCUGGCAAAUGAGAAGCUUGAAAAACUUUCUAAUCGAAAAGAAGUUGGUCUAAUAACUCAAGCUGACAUGUCAUGUAAAAUAAGCAUAUCUUUAUCAGCCUACCUGACGUUUCCAAUCAACUUGGUCAGCCUUGCUGCAUUAAUUAAUAGGUGUGUAAUCAUGUUUUGUUGUAUUACCUGACAUAAUUACCUGAAAUAAUAAAGGGCUG
Molecule: messenger RNA, 924 nt
Organism: Pygocentrus nattereri (red-bellied piranha)
Lineage: Eukaryota; Metazoa; Chordata; Actinopteri; Characiformes; Serrasalmidae
Product: transmembrane emp24 domain-containing protein 11
Exons: 5
Coding region: 121-768 (215 amino acids)
Biological process (GO): endoplasmic reticulum to Golgi vesicle-mediated transport; Golgi organization; intracellular protein transport
Cellular component (GO): Golgi apparatus; COPII-coated ER to Golgi transport vesicle; endoplasmic reticulum-Golgi intermediate compartment
Source: RefSeq, a predicted model, not a curated record